Molecule: messenger RNA, 1005 nt
Organism: Lodderomyces elongisporus
Lineage: Eukaryota; Fungi; Ascomycota; Pichiomycetes; Serinales; Debaryomycetaceae
Exons: 1
Coding region: 1-1005 (334 amino acids)
Source: RefSeq, a predicted model, not a curated record
AUGCCUCCGAGUGACAGUAAUAGGUAUAAUAAGAAACGCAAGAGGCCCUUGUAUGACCGACCUGGGUCUUCAUCACCCAUAUUAAAAUCCACAUCACCAUUAAAUGACACAUACAUCCCGGUACAGCUGCCGCAACAAACCUCAAUUCACUUAACCCAUAAAAACGCGAUUCUCCAAGCCCCUACUGCCAAGUCAUCAGUUGAUGAACAAAAAGUGAUUCAGUUUCUUUCCAAGAUUGAAGCUAAGCUGCAGCGAAUAUCCAAAAAUAGCGAAUCUCAGAUUUCAAUUGUGAUCAGCUCAUCAGAAGCAGAUAUAAUACUACGGCCCCUGUUGAAGCCUGUGCUGAAGCUGCUGCUGCUGCUGCUGCUGCAGGAGAGUUUAAAAGACAUAUUGCUUGGUCCUAGCUUUCAACUUCGUGAUAUUGUAAUUUCUAAGCAAAUUCCUGGCGCAAUCGAUAGAAUUCUUACAUUGUAUGGGACAUGUACAAGCAUUGCCUUGUCGGUCGCUUACAUAGUAUACCUUUUAAAUGCGAAAAUCAACAACUUGCAUCUGGAGGUAUUUACAUUGAAAUCAUCAAAUUACAAGCUUCAUUUGCUACUCAAAGAUGGCGCAGAGGCAGUGCAUGGAAUAAAAUAUUUGGACCUGGCACCAUUGACUUACCCUUUAUACGACCUUUUGGAAUCAAGAGCAGAAACGGAGGCUGGGACAGAGGCUGAGACAGGAUUAGAGACUCAAUCAAAAUCAGAAUCAAAAUCAAAAGCAGGAUUGGUUUUUGACGUGUUUCUUCAAGGCGAUUUGCAAGCAAUAUUUAACUUUGUAUUUGUUUGCUUUGAAAAGAAAUUAAUUGCAGACUGCAGCAAACAAAUUAUCAACCCUGCCUUUGGUAUUCAUCUUGACCCUGCUUUAAAAUCGCUGACUUCCGAGAACGAAGAACUCAAGAGAGAAUCACUGGAUAAACUACUCAAAUUUUUGUACUCUGACCUGAAAUUGAAAAAUAUACUUUAA